AUGGAUCAGGACGAGGCGUUGAUGGCCGUGGACAAUAUUGUCACUCAGUUCAACACUUACGAAGAUUUCCUCGACUCGCAGAUCACAACCGUGGACUUGUACUACCUGGAGGAUGAAAGCCUGGCCCGCCAGCUGGUGGAGCUUGGCUACCGAGGGACUGGAGAGAUAAUAAAAAGGGCAGAUUUUGAAGCAAGGAAGGCAGCUAUAGAGAUUGCAAGGCUGGCUGAAAGAACUCAGAAAAAAGCACUAACAAGUGCUGGAAAAGACCUGAAAGAUAAUUUUUUGAAGGCCCUGGCAGUGAGAGAAGAAGACAAUCGCAAUGGGAAAGUGAGUUUAAAUCAACAGAAGCUCGAUGCUGCUCAUACCUUGAAGAAGCAACUGGCAUCUGUGAUCUUCAUUCGUGAUAAAAAUUCUCAUGGACAAGAAGUGUCAGGAUAUAUUGACUACGCCCACAGACUCAAGACUCAAGAUUUUGAAGUCUACUUUAAUGGGAAAAGAAGACUUCUUCCAAGGCCCACAGAUCUGAGUUUUUACAACUGGGACAGUCACACUGCUGUUUGUAACUCCACUCCCAAUUAUCAAGUGAUUGCUGACAAUCCAGAAGGCUUACUUUUCAAAUAUAAAAGAGACAGAAAAAUUCUCAACGUGGACCCAAAGGCUCAACCAGGUGACAACUCCACUAGAAUCCCCAUCCAGACAGAUCUCUACAUACAAGCGAUCAUUUUCGACCACAUUUCCAGAAGGAAGACUUAA
Marmota flaviventris (yellow-bellied marmot) is the source of this 753-nucleotide messenger RNA. It is a transcript of the gene Cfap299, whose product is annotated as cilia and flagella associated protein 299. NCBI's taxonomy places the organism in Eukaryota, Metazoa, Chordata, Mammalia, Rodentia, Sciuridae. The record is from RefSeq and is a predicted model, not a curated record.